AUGGACCAAUUAGUAGGCCACACCGGAAGAGGUGUGCAACUGCUCAAUCACAGGGUCGAUCACAUUGGUGUUCAAGUCCGUGUUGGUCAGUUGCAACUGCUUGUCGGUCCACAAGUUGUCCUCCCGUGGAACAGGAGAGCCAACACCACACAGACCGCCAGAACGCUCCCAUUCGGGAACUCUCUUCAAACCGAUCUUGCUCCAGACGUUGUCAACAGCCUCGAUCAAAACGUCGGAGAUGUCCUUUGA
This is a messenger RNA of Ogataea philodendri, 249 nucleotides long. RefSeq lists its product as uncharacterized. The record is from RefSeq and is a predicted model, not a curated record. The transcript has a single exon. Lineage: Eukaryota; Fungi; Ascomycota; Pichiomycetes; Pichiales; Pichiaceae. The coding region runs from base 1 to 249 and encodes 82 amino acids.